AUGCUGGCGUGCGGCGUGGAUGGGGCGGUGGAUGUGUUCGACGUGACGAGGCCCGGGCGAACGCCGGCGACGCGCGCGGAGACUCGAAGUAGGGACGAUUUAGAUGGGGGAGGGCAACGGGGAUUGGUGUCGUGCGUCGACGCGUGUCCGACGGAGAAUCAUUUGUUUUGCGCGGGGUCGUACGCGGGAGGGCGAGACGCGAUCGAUUGUGGGGUGUACGACGCGCGCGCGGAGGGCGGUCGCGCGUGCAGUUGGUCCGCGCGCGGCGGCGGCGUCACGCAAGUUCGAUGGAGCGUCGAUGGAAAUUUUAUUUACACCGCGAGUCGCAGAAGUGAUGACAUUUUGUGCGUGGACGUGAGAAAUACGCUCGGUGUGGUGUACGCGCUGAAACGCGCGGCGCACGGGACGAAUCAAAGGAUUCGGUUUGAUUUAGAGCCGUGCGGCGCGCACUUAGUCACCGGCGGCGUCGACGGAUUCGUGCGCGCGUUCGAUUUGCGCACGGGCGAAGAGGUCGGCCGCACGCAAGUAUCCCCGAACGGUGCGUGCGUGAACGCGGUUUCGUUUCAUCCGUAUUCGUGCGCCGUCGCGGGCUCGAGCGAGAAAUUUCGCCGACUCGCGUGCGUCGUCGGCGAGCGCGUCUUCGUCGACGUUUCCGGUGAUGACUCCGACUCCGACGACUCCGACGACUCCGACGCCGUUAAACGGAACGAUUUCGGCGUGUCUUUUUGGGAUUACCCGACGAUCGAAGCGUCGUGGGCGUGA
Molecule: messenger RNA, 762 nt
Organism: Ostreococcus lucimarinus CCE9901
Lineage: Eukaryota; Viridiplantae; Chlorophyta; Mamiellophyceae; Mamiellales; Bathycoccaceae
Exons: 1
Coding region: 1-762 (253 amino acids)
Molecular function (GO): protein binding
Source: RefSeq, a predicted model, not a curated record